Molecule: messenger RNA, 3655 nt
Organism: Leptopilina heterotoma
Lineage: Eukaryota; Metazoa; Arthropoda; Insecta; Hymenoptera; Figitidae
Product: cytospin-A
Exons: 9
Coding region: 841-3630 (929 amino acids)
Biological process (GO): actin cytoskeleton organization
Cellular component (GO): filamentous actin; microtubule organizing center
Molecular function (GO): protein binding
Source: RefSeq, a predicted model, not a curated record
CGAUACACCGUUUGUCGAUGCGUUUGGUUGUCGUCAACUUAUUAUUGCUUACGUGUCCGUCUUUCCAAUAUGUCGUGGACAGUGAAUCCAAAUAUAAUUUAAUAAAAAAAUGCUUCAAUUUAAAAAAUACAAAUUAGAUUAAAAAAAAAGAAAACAUUUUUGAAAAAUUAUUUCAGUGACAGGAUUUUGUCCCGAAUUUUUCCGCUACAGAAUGAUUGGUAAUUUUGAAUAUCGUUCUGCGAGUUGUUCUUAUCAUUAUUCUGACCUCGAUCGACCUUCUUCAAGAGAUGAACUCUUGCAGAGAAAAAUUUCCCCAAAAAUCUCUUUCAAUGGUGAUUGAUAAAUAAUAAAAGUUCAGUAAAAUAUUCGAACUUUGAGAAUUAAUUUUUGUUUUGGAGAACGGAGAGAUAACGGUUUUUUAAGUGAACCGAAAGAAGAGCAGAUGUACGCUACUGGGUUAUACUUAAUGGGCGCAACAAGUGGUCGAAGAUUCAAACGAUUGGUUGCACAUGGAGAGCGAAGACACUGAUAAUUUUUUUCUCACGCGAUCAACCAACAAAAUGUGUUUGGCUUUCACCGAUGACAUCCGAGUUUCCUUGUCCUCUUAACCUAUGCAAGAUUUCUUUCUUUUUUUUUUUUUUUGAAACAACUGUAUAUAGAAAACUGAUCUGAAAAAUGUCUUAUCAACUGAUCAGAUGAUUCAUUAUCAGAUAAGGGAGAUAAAUAUACUGCGGAAGGAAAAAGUCGAAUACAAUUAAAGAUAAAGAGAGAAGAAUUGUUGACAAAAAAAGAAUAUGUGUUUCCAGUGGCACUAGCAAUUGAAUAAUUGAUCAAGUGACAAUGAUGAAAUUCAAGUCGCUGUUUCGGAGAGGACAUCAUAGCCAUCAGUCUCAGCAGCAAAAACAGCCCCAUCGUCACCAACGUAACAACCAUAAUCAACAAUUGCAACAGCAACAAGUGGCGCCGCCGACCCAAGCCUCGUCGAGCGGUUCGCCGCACGAGGAUAUGUCGAAAAGAUCACCGGAGGGUGCAGCCACAAGUGUAACGUGGCUGUCAUCGUCGUCGGUGGGUCGUGAUUUAGUGCCAACAUCUUUAAGUGUCACCGGAAAGAAUAACACAUCGCGUAAUCAGCAUCAGAAUCAAAUGAAGGGAGCGCCCUUGGCAAAGGGCUCCUAUGAAAGGAUGCAGGAGCUUGAACGUGAAAACAACGGUCUCCGUAAGGAACGUUCUUCGCAUUUUGAUGGCAAUUUACGAAAUCCCUCCACUUGUGAUCCAAAGAGACUCGAUGAGCAUCACGCGGAACUUGCGCUACUCAAGGAUCAACAUAAUUCGGAACUAGAGCGCUUAGCCAGAGAAAACGAAGUUCUUCGAGCUCGACUCAGAGACGUUUCUCACUCUCCGUUAUCCGAUUCGGAGAAACAGCAGUUGUUGGACGCAACUAGACCUCACAAUUCAGCCCCUGCCUCCAUUGUUAUUCAUCAAGACGAGAAUUGUGCACCUACAAAUGUACCUCGAGAAAAGAAGGAAAACACUGGACCCGAGUGGGAUAAACGGUCGUCGGUGUCAGAAGUGUCCGUUACCUGUCUACAGGACAGGAUUCUACAAAUGGAGGAGACCCAUUACUCCACUAAUGAGGAAUUGCAAGCAACUAUCCAAGAACUUAGUGAUUUACAAGCACAAUUGUCUGAACUUCAAGCAGACAAUGAUAGGUUAAAUGAAGAAAAAGGUGUACUACUCGAAUCUCUCUGUAGACAAACAGAGAAACUGGAAGACUCUCGUUCCAAAGUUGACACAUUACAAGGACUUCUUCUCCGUGAAGAGCAACCGCAAAAGUCCUGGAAGGGAUACAACACAGAAAGAGAGCAAAAACUUGUUGAUCUUCUCAAGAGUGCUCAAGAAGAACGAGAAAGUCUUCUGGAAAAGCAAGAGGAAUUAAAUUCGGAAUUGAAAAAUUUACGAGCGACCGUCGAGACAAUAACUUUGGAAGCUGAGAGUUUGACGAAACGUGUUCAAUUUCUCGAAUCUGCUAUCGAGGCUGUAAACGUGGAAAAAAAGGUUUUGGAUCUUGAACUAACAGAAUCUAAACAAGAGGGCGUGAACAAAGGAAUAGAGAUUAAUAGGUUAGCGACACUUUUGGAGAAUGCGAGAGCAAAAAUCGAGGAACUCGAACAAUCAAGACAAUUGGAAAACAAAAGCGAAGCUGACGAAUUAUUGGACGCUGCUCGAAAAGAAAAAGACACUCUAGAAACACAGGCGGCAGCUCUUCAGGAACAAUUAGCCCGAUCAUAUUGCGAACACGAUCGACUGAAAGAUCAAUUUUCACAGCUUCAAGAGGAGUUCAAGGUGGCGCGUAAUAAUUCGAAAUCAGUUGUCGAGGACUUGGAAUACCGAUUGAAUCAAGUAAAAGACGAGCGAUUAUCUGUUAACGCUGAAUUGCAAUUGGUGAGAGAUUCUCUCGCCGAGCUUCAAGCACAAUGUCAACGACAUUUAGAAGAUAAACGUGAAUUGAAAGCGGCUUUAAGUGAAUUACAGCGACGUGAACGUGACGCACAGAAUCGUCAAUUUGAAUUGGAACGUGCAUUAGCAGAAGAGAGAAAAUUACGACAGGAGGAAAACACCGAGUGGGAACAAUUUCAAACUGACCUCCUGAUGACAGUUCGAGUCGCGAACGAUUUUAAAACCGAAGCCCAAACCGAAUUGGAACGCGUUGUCAUGGAGAAUAAAGCCCAAAGGGAUAAAUUGCGAGCCUUGGAGGCGCAAUUGGAUAAACUCAACGAUUCUGCAAAUCAGAAGAAUACCGUCGCUCCGAAUUCGAGGUUUCAAACAACACCGACCGAAACGCAACAGUGCGUUUUAACGAAUGUACAACAGGAGAUUGCAAGAAGUCGAAAGGCGAAUAUAUCACGACAAGACUCGAGACUCUCGGUGAAAUGUCUAAUAGAAAGUAUAGAAAACGCAACCAAACAGGCGAAAGCUGGACCAGGAAGUAGGAGUAGCUCUACCUCAUCUCUUAAUUCAAUAGGAACCAAUGAUGUGAUAUCUUUGAAGGCUCCUCUUCGUGAUCAACAACAAAUGUCCAAUCUUAUUUGUCCAACGAAUUCUACUAAUAAUAAUAACAAGAAUCAAUCUCCAAAUGGAAAAAAGUCAUACACAGAUUCAAAGCAAUCGGGACCAGUGGUUUUAAGUCCAAGUCAGUUGCUCGACACGGCAGCUAUCAAUGCCAAAACAAUAGACUUUGUACGAAGGAAUAGUGUCACGGAUUUGUCCGAUCGGAAGGAUCCGCUUUGUGGCCUCGUGAAAAACGGCGGCUCAAGAAGAAAUGCUCUGCUCAAAUGGUGUCAGAACAAAACAAUAGGAUAUCGCAAUAUUGAUAUAACAAAUUUCAGUAGCUCUUGGAAUGAUGGACUUGCUCUCUGUGCAAUUUUGCACACAUAUCUACCCGAUAAAGUUCCCUACGAUUCCUUAACUCCCACUGAGAAGAAGAGAAAUUUCUCCAUUGCCUUCACAGCUGCUGAAAGCGUCGGAAUACCAACCACACUGAAUAUUGGGGACAUGUGCCAAUUGGAACGUCCCGACUGGCAGCAGGUUAUGACCUACGUGACCAGUAUUUACAAGUAUUUUGAGACGUGACUUUCCAAAAAAGAAGAAACAAAAA